Molecule: messenger RNA, 759 nt
Organism: Fraxinus pennsylvanica
Lineage: Eukaryota; Viridiplantae; Streptophyta; Magnoliopsida; Lamiales; Oleaceae
Source: the annotation of a GenBank genome assembly
AUGGCAAUGGAUAAGCUGCUUAUAAUUUCUGGACUUGUGCUUAUAGAGUAUGCGUUAACAUGUGGAGCAACGCAGUAUGUGGUGGGUGAUAACUCCGGCUGGGAUAUUAGUACUGAUCUUGAUACCUGGGCAAAGGACAAGAGGUUCACUGUUGGUGAUGAUUUACUAUUUCAAUAUUCAUCGUCUCACUCGGUGAGCGAAGUGACGAAACAAAAUUACAAGGGGUGCAACACGACCAAUGUACUACAAUCGGGUAGUAAUGGGAACACAUCGUUUGCUUUGUCAAGUCCAGGAGACAGAUACUUUAUUUGUGGAAACAGGCUACAUUGCUACGCAGGAAUGAAGAUUCAUGUAAACGUAGAAAAAGAUGAGGGUGCAGGAUCACCGAUUGAGGCACCCAAGGCACGGCCAGGCACAACUCUUCCACCUCCGUCUUCUAAGAGCAACAAACCUGAUAUUCCGAGCUCAGCAUUUUCCAACCACGUCGGAAUAGAUUCCAUGUUCUUGGAUUCAAGCCUUUUUGGCAAGUGUAUGGAUUGUCUUUUGAAUUACACAAAGAAAUGGUAUGGGGAUCAAAAAGCUAUCUCUAUCCUCCUAACCAAAGCACAACAAGAUGGAAUGGUGAACCUGAAAGGUGAGCUAGAGAUUGAUACCCAGAAAGCUGAACCUGAAAGCAACGAAAUCACGGAUCUGGUCCCGGAAAAGGCAUUCAAUAGUGGAAAAGAUGACGCAUCCAGAAAUGGACUUCUCAGGGUUUAA